CUGGUCACUUGUUGAGCUGAGAGCAACGCGCACACAGGAAACCACACGUUCAAAAACUCAUUUUGGGAAAGUAUUUUCUGAGGAAACUCAUUUGUCCUUGUUUUAAACAUUUUGUUUGUUUAAUAACAGAAACUUUUUCUGUUAUUGUGCACUCUUGCCUGGGUGUCUGUGUGUCUGUGUGUGUCUUCUGGACCGCCCAGUAAUAGACUGCAGCUGUUGAUCUGGACUGUAAAGAACCUCCAGAGCAGAACAUUACGCGCAUCACAAGUGGUGAGUGACCAUGUCAAGUGAAGAAACACAAAUUAAAGCAGAGCCUGUGCAGGAGAAGAUGCAGGAGAAGAUGCAGGAUGAAGGUCCAGCUGCAGCAGCGCAGGCGUCUGGGAGCAGCGGCUCUGCAGCCAGGGAGAAAGCUCUCUCCUGCCGCUCUCUCCUCCUCACUGGGUACGGGGGCUACGACAAAGUGAAGCUGCAGGUGAAGACGCUGAGUCCGCCGCAGCUGCAGGCGGGAGAAGUACUGGUGCGGGUCAAGGCGUGCGGGCUCAACUUUGCCGAGCUGAUGGGCAGACAGGGGCUGUACGACCCCCUCCCACCCCCGCCGGUCAUCAUGGGAAUGGAGGGAGCUGGGAUCAUCGAGGCGGUCGGGAAGGAUGUGGAGGAUAAGAAAGUGGGAGAUCGCGUCAUUGCAAUGAGCCGCAGUGGCAUGUGGCAGGAGUUUGUUGUCGUGUCCAAUGAGCGCACCUUUCUCAUGCCCGACCAGAUGAGCUUUGAAGAAGGGGCCGCGAUUCCUGUGAACUACUUAACGGCCUACAUGAUGCUAUUUGACAUGGCCAACCUGAAGCCGGGCAAGAGCGUGCUCAUACACAUGGCCGCAGGUGGUGUUGGUAUCGCUGCCACCCAGCUGUGUCGGACGGUGCCCGACGUGACUGUUUUCGGCACGGCCUCAGCCGCCAAACACGAGACCAUUUCCCAAGGCGGCGUUACUCACCCCAUUGACUACCGUACCAAAGACUAUGCGGAGGAAAUCCACAAAAUUAGCCCAAAGGGUGUGGACAUUGUCCUCGACCCACUUGGUGGCUCAGACACCCAGAAAUCCUUUAACCUGUUAAAACCCAUGGGAUCCCUUAUAGUUUUUGGUGCAGCUAACUGUGUGACGGGUCAGAAGCGGAGCCUGCUGGCCUUGGCAAAGAUCUGGUACAACCAGCUCUCUCUCAGCGCCUUGAAACUGAUGACGACCAACAAGGCCAUUGGUGGCUUCCACCUCGGUUACAUAACUGAUGAGCAACUUUUCCGCGGGGCGAUGGCGAAGCUGCUGGAGCUGUACAAUCAGGGAAAGAUCAAGCCCCACAUCGACUCUUGCCAUCACUUUGAGGAGGUCGUCAAUGCCAUGAGGCGCAUGCACGAGCGCCAAAAUAUUGGGAAAGUCAUCCUUCUUCCUGAACCCAAGAAAGAGGAAAAAGAGAAACCGAAGUCCAAAGCCGAGCUGGGAGAACAUGCGGAGAAAGCGGAAACUGCCGCCAACAACAAGAAGGAGAAGGUCGCACAGGAAGUUAAAGCAGAGAAUGAUUGAGUACGAGUUCUUAAUCUGUGUUGCACUUCCUCACCGAGCUAUCCCAUUGUUUUUAAAACGUUCAUGGAAAAGGGAGAGAAAUGAGCAGGAGAGCAGGAUGCCAUGAAUCAGUAUUUUUCCAGUUGUGUCGUGCAAUAUGUCCGUGUUUGUAAUGCUUUAGAUAACAUUUUGAAUAAAAGCUCACAUCACCUGAGGUGUAAAGUAUUGUCGCCCUGGCUCAGGAAAACAUGUUGCCAAUAUCAAUAUCUGCUUUUUGUAUUAUUAUUCCCGAGUUAGUUCACGUAUAGAGCGAUGUUUUUAAGUCGAAACUACGAGUAGAGCGUAUAUUAUUCAGUGAUCUAGCGAAACAUUUCUGAUUUUGAAGCAUUGAGCCCUUCCUCCAAUAGAGUUUACUGUCAGCUUUAUGAAGUUUGAGGCAUUUUAACAAGAAGAUAAUAAUCUAAUAUUCUUGCUUCACUAAUUAACUUGCUUGUCUUUAGAAGGAUUUUCAUAAGAGAGGAGCUUUUUUUCUAUUAUUUGUCUAAAGGAAAGUCAAAUGACUACAUUUGUAAAAUUGUGACACAAAAAUAUACUCUGUGUAUCUUUUAUACAUAUAACUAUACUGUGUAUUCAUACUGGCUCUGCCUCUCGCUACAUAAAAAGAUAAGACUAUAAAUAAAUAAAAUAUAAAAUAAAUAAAAAAAGUACUUCAGCGGCUCUUUGUGUGUAGGUGGAUGUGUUGUGAGGUUUGAUCAUUUCGGGGUGUGUAUCAGUUAAUUGUGUUCUUCAUCUGUAUUUAGGCAGAUUGAGAUGCUCUAAUGAAACAUCUGGAAUAACAAUAAUAAUAAUUAGAACAUGUGUUUUUCCCCACAUGUAUGUGUUGAAGGGAGAACAAUAAUUGAGAAUCAUUGACUCAGCGUUCGCGCAGAGAAAGCAUAUUCACAUGCUUUUACUCUUUUGUUGUUUUCAGACACAGAGUCUUCGUCGGAAAACGAUGGCGUCUGCUUUGCUGUUUUCUCACAUGUUUAUGCUGAAUUUCUGCCUUUUACAAUGCUGACCAAGUCAACUGAGGGAAACAUUUAGCAGAACUUCCCGCCUUGGCAAAGGCUCCUGGGUUUUCUUCUAAACAAUGUCAUGCACUUGAGAUAAUACUGUGAUGCAAAACAACACACACACACACACACAGAAGCAGAGUGUUUUUUUUCCUUGAACUUUGUCCUGUUUGUCAAAGAGCUGUUGACCUGAGCUGCUUUCUUAAUAAUAUUCGUCUUCUAUAUUCUGUAUACAGAAAGUGCUGUUGGUUAAAAAGCUAUUCAUUAAACUGGGUCGAGACUGC
Messenger RNA from Solea solea (common sole), 2882 nucleotides. RefSeq names its product synaptic vesicle membrane protein VAT-1 homolog. The transcript has 6 exons. The record is from RefSeq and is a predicted model, not a curated record. Bases 281 to 1567 code for a protein of 428 amino acids. NCBI's taxonomy places the organism in Eukaryota, Metazoa, Chordata, Actinopteri, Pleuronectiformes, Soleidae. Gene Ontology annotation, molecular function: zinc ion binding; oxidoreductase activity.